Camelina sativa (false flax) is the source of this 1199-nucleotide messenger RNA. NCBI's taxonomy places the organism in Eukaryota, Viridiplantae, Streptophyta, Magnoliopsida, Brassicales, Brassicaceae. The record is from RefSeq and is a predicted model, not a curated record.
AUGAGUGAGAACACGACGCGCGUGGUAGACCGCGAAAAAACACUCAAUGCUUUCUAGAGGCAAGAUUCUCCGUCGUCCAGAUGAACACCAAUAGACGGUUGAGAUUUAACCAACCGAGUCGAUUGCUCAGCUCGGGUGAGUCAGGUAUAGAGAACGAGCGAGUCUUGGUUCUCGUCUUCGAGUCCAUCAGCUGGAACAUCCACACGCUAUGCGCAAUCGCCUCACUCAGCCGCAGGUUUUGCGCAAUCGCCAGACGAAUUCUAUGGCGGCGGCUCUGCGUGAACCGUGCUCCGGGGAUGGUGGCGGCAUUGUCCGGCGCAGAUCCCAGCUGGCGAAUCGACGGCGGUUGGCACGCGUUAGCGAAGCUCAUGUUCUUCUGCGGCGGUGGCGAGUCGACUCGGUAUUUCAAUCUGAGUCAACCGUCGCUGGGUCACUUCGCAUGCGAGUCCAGAUUCUCCAAGACCUCCGGCAGAUUCUUCCUUCCGAAGAAUUGCCGGCGUGAUCUAUUAUACAUAAGCGAUCCCUGCGAGCAUCACGCGGUGGGUGGAGACGAGCACUUGGGGGUUUUCAGAGGGGUGUUUCGGGAAUUUAUGAGGUCAAAGACGAGGGAGUGCCUCGUGAGAAGACAAGCGGCGCUGGAGGAGAAGGUUAGGUGUCCGUAUUGCGGAGGGCGCGUGUGGAGCAUGACGGCGGCGCGUCUAGUACCGAAGAGCGCAGCGCGGAGGCUGGGAUCACGGGAAGGUGGGUUAGAGUUUUUCGUGUGCGUGAACGGUCACUUGCACGGAACCUGCUGGCUCAUUCCGCUUUCGUCUUCAGACGAAGAAGAGAAUGGUGAAGAGGAGGACAACAGUGACGGCAGUGUGAUCUAGUCCAAUGGUGGUGGCGUUUUGUCCACGUGGAAUUAGGUCUCUUGGCGGGGAAUUUUAUGCAAAAACCACGGGAGGAGAUGUCAGUCAACUAGAUUCUCCUAUGACAUGUGGAGCUCACUAGUUGCCCGGAUGAUCGAUGAUGUGGAUCGUGAGAAGAUCUUCUAGCAUACACUCUAUACCUAGUACCUACUAAGCUUAAUACUGAUUCGGUUGGUUUUAGGUUUAGAUUAUCUUGGUACACUCUCUGAAUUUUUGUUGUAAAAUUAAUUAUUGACUGGCCAAUUAGUUUGGUGAAGUUUAAAACAAAUCGAAAACAAUAACAUUGACCCC